AUGCAAGGUAGACGUUCGUUGCAAUUUGAGUUGAUUCAUAUAGACCAAGAACUUGAGAGUACUUUAAGAGAACAGCGGAGGCAGCAAGUGUUUCAAGAACCAGCCAUGGGGGAAGUCAAUAAUGGUAGAGAUAAUCCUCCACCAUUGCCACCACCACAACCAAGGCUCAUGCGUGAUUAUACAAAGCCAACGGAGUACAACGCACCGUCAUGCAUUGUUUUGGCUCCAAUUGCGCAGCGAUUUGAGAUUCGUCCACAAAUCUUUCAGUUGCUGCCUAUAUUUCUUGGGAAGGAGGAAGAAAAUCCAUACCAUCAUAUCAAGGCGUUUUUCAAGCUAUGUUCCACAUUCACAUUCACCAAUGUUACUGAAGAGCAAAUUCGACUUCGGUUAUUCCCAUUCUCUUUGAGGGAUAAAGCAAGCAGUUGGUUGGAUUCUCUUCCCGAAGCAUCUAUCGACACAUGGACAGAAUUAUCCAAGAAGUUUUUGUCCAAGUUCUUCUUCCCCGCUCGAAGAACCAAUGCUCUGAUCAAUGAAAUCAUGAGCUUUCGGCAACAAGAAGGUGAACAGUUUCAUGAAAGUUGGGAGCGAUAUAAGGACUUGUUUCUUCAAUGUCCUCAUCAUGGUUUCAACACUUGGCAAAAGGUUCAUUAUUUUUACAAAGGUUUGAACUCUCAAUGUAGGAGUUUGGUUGAUUCAACAGUUGGUGGAACCUUGAUGGACAAAACUCCAGAAGAUGCCAUUCAUGCCUUUGAAACUAUAUGUGAAAAUUCUGAGCAUUGGGAUUUUCCUACAAAAGAUUCGAGAGUUCCAACUGCAUCGUCAACAAAAAGAGGAGGCAUUUAUGAAGUUGAUACAAGGACGGGUUUAGAGGCACAAGUAGCAGCUCUCACGAAGCUUCUCACACCACUAGUAAGCAAGAUAGCCACGCAGCCAUGUAGCUUAUGUGCAAGCAUCGCCCAUGACAUGGAACAUUGUCCAGCAAAUCCUAAUCUAGAAGGCAUGCAUGAGGUCAAAGCAUUUAGUGGGAGGCCCCGAAAUGAUCCGUACUCAAAUAAUUAUAACCCGGGAUGGAGAGAACACCCGAAUUUUUCUUGGAGAGAUUCCCAAAAUAGCAUGGGACCAUCCAAUUCAACAAAGCAAUAUCAGCAGCCUUAUCAAGCUCCUCCAAUUCAACAAGAAGACCCUUCUAUCAAGGACAUGCUAUCUCAACUCUUAAAGAAAACCGAUCGGUAUGAACAGGAAGUUGUAUCGCUUAGACAAAGUCAGACGGUGUUGGAAAAGGCUCAAUCUAAUUUUGAGAUUCAAUUGGGACAAAUAGCUACUACUUUGAACAAAUUGGAGCGAGCACAAGGGCAAUUUCCAAGCCAAACAGAAAUUAAUCCAAGAAAUAAUGAGCAUGUGAUGGCCAUUACAACCUUGAGAAGUGGGAAGAUGAUCGACAACAAAGUAGAGAUGCAUGAGAAAGUUGAAAAGGAGAAGGAGAGGGGAACGGAUAUGAAUGACCAGCAGCAAAAUCAUUAUUUUAAGAGUUCAAAACAGCCACUAUCUGAGCCGAAAAGAACUUUAUUUGAUCCAAUGCUUAAGGAUGUGGUGUAUGAUCCUCCUCUACCAUUCCCUCAGCGUGCAAAGAAGGGAAGAAAAGAUCAGUACUCGGGGCAUAUAUUGGACCAAUUCAAGAAAGUUCAAAUCAACAUUCCAUUGCUUGAAGCCAUCAAAGAAAUUCCAUCAUAUGCAAAAUUCUUGAAAGAACUGUGUACUCACAAGCGAAAGUAUGGAAAAUAUGAAGAGGUGAUGUUAUCAGAAACGGUAAGUGCAGUGCUUCAACGAAAAUUGCCACCAAAACUCAAGGAUGCAUUAUUGGAGAAAGAAAAUUUGAACGAGCCUUACUUGACUUGGGAGCAAGUGUCAAUCUUAUGCCUUAUUCUGCGUACAAACAUCUAA
Malus domestica (apple) is the source of this 1941-nucleotide messenger RNA. RefSeq lists its product as uncharacterized. Lineage: Eukaryota; Viridiplantae; Streptophyta; Magnoliopsida; Rosales; Rosaceae. The record is from RefSeq and is a predicted model, not a curated record.